CCGGAGUCUGAUUUAUUAUCAUUUAAUUACUCACAAAACAAACCGUUUUUAUUCUUGCAUCGGUUAUAUUUUGAGCAGUUUUAAGACAAUUUCAGCCAUAAAGUUUAUGAGCCAAAGGACGCGUCACGUGAUGCGGUUCAGCCAAUAAGAUCCUCAGUGCAGACACACAGCCUCCCGACCAGGAAGCGGCGGGAGCUCCGCGUUUCCGGGUUCCUUUCCCCGGCCAGCUCUGCGUUUCUGGGCCAGAGGAGGUCAGGUUUAGGGUCUAAUGGCCGCUUCGUGUCCCGGCGUGGCCGAGCUGGCCGCGGCGGCGCGGCGCGUGUACGCGGAGGCGUUCGGGGGGGAGACCCCCCAGGUGGCCGCGUGCGCUCCGGGAAGAGUCAACCUGAUAGGGGAGCACACCGACUACAACCAGGGCUUCGUGCUCCCCAUGGCUCUGCCCCUCGUCACGGUGGUGGUGGGGAGCAAAACCUCUGGGCAGGAUGUUACCGUGGUAACGGCGACGGAGGGUACCGAUGAACCUGUCCGAGUGGACUUCAGCCUGCCCACCGACGGAUCCCCCCUGGCUCCAGGGUCGCCCUGCUGGGCCAACUAUGUGAAGGGCGUCAUACAGCACUACAGGGCCCCUCCUCUGCCAGGUUUCAGGGCUGUGGUGGCCAGCAGCGUGCCUCUGGGCGGGGGGCUGUCCAGCUCCGCCUCUCUGGAAGUGGCCUUCUACACCUUCCUCCAGCAGCUCAAACCAGAUGAUGGAGACAAGGUGUCCAAAGCGCUAGCUUGUCAGCAGGCUGAGCACACCCAUGCUGGUGUUCCCUGUGGCAUUAUGGAUCAGUUUGUGUCUGUUCUUGGUUUGGAGGGGCACGCUUUGCUCAUUGACUGCAGGUCUCUGGAGGCCAUCCCGGUCCCUCUGACUGACCCAGGCGUGGUCAUCCUUAUCACUAACUCCAAUGUGAGGCACUCUCUGACUGGCAGCGAGUACCCAGCGAGACGCAGGCAGUGUGAGGAGGCCGCCUCCGCUCUGGGGAAAAACUGUCUCCGGGAUGCUAGCAUAAAAGACCUGGAAGAGGCAAAAACUCGACUAGAUGAGGUUAGCUAUCGUAGAGCUCGUCAUGUCAUUGAGGAGAUAGAGAGAACGGUCCAGGCUGCAGAAGCUCUGAGGAGAGGGGCCUACAAAGACUUUGGAAAGCUGAUGUUGGAGAGCCACAACUCCCUGAGAGAUCUGUACGAGGUGAGCUGCAAAGAGCUGGAUGAGCUGGUGUCGGCAGCCAUGGAGGUGGAGGGCGUGUUCGGCAGCCGGAUGACCGGUGGAGGGUUUGGGGGAUGUACGGUGACUCUACUGGAGGCCAGCGCCGUUCACAAAGCCAUUCUUCACAUACAGUUCAGAGGGACCCUGGUCUUCUCACCAGCAGCACCACAGACCUGUUCUCCAGGGCCUAGAAACCUCUUCUCCACUCCCAAGAUGUUAAAUCUCAACUCUCCUGAUGACAACAGCAACAGGAGCUCUCUCCGGGAUCCGGUGUCCCUGAAUGUUGGUGGGGAGAUUUACACCACCACUCUGGACACGCUGACCCGCUGCCGCGACUCCAUGCUGGGGGCCAUGUUUACCGGGCAGAUCCCGGUGCGGCGGGACCGGGCGGGCCAUGUCUUCAUCGACCGGGACGGCAGAGUGUUCCGGCACAUCCUGAACUACCUGCGCUCCAGUGCCCUGGACCUGCCCCACGGCUUCUCAGAGCUCUCCUUGCUGCGCAGGGAGGCUGAUUUCUUCCAGAUACACCCUCUGCUGGAGGAGAUACGCCGCUAUGAGGCUGCGAUGGCUCUGGGAUUAAGAGGAGGGCCUCUAGGAGCCAUGAUUAUUGUUAACCUAGACUCCACGGUGCGUGUUCUCCAUUUUAACUUGCGGCAUGGCCCAGAAAACUAUGAGCUCUGCACAUGCUCUGUUCAAGCCUUCACAGUGGACCUGUUUUGUACCUGGGGGGCUUUUCUGGUGCUGCUGUGUGAGCGCCUGUCCUACAGGACAUCCCAGGGUCUCUCCCACCCUCAGCCGUGCAACCUGAGACAGAGCCGGCUGAAACUGGAGUGGGUGCCCAGACCUGACCAGCUCCCGCAAGACCAGUACGACAAGCAGCGCUACCGGGGGCUGUGUGUGCUCCCCCCCGAGGCUGCCCGCCCCCACGACAGCACCAAGACCCCCCCGGGGCUGUGCGAAAUCACAAACAUGCCCUCUUUUGUGGAGGAGCUGCUGCAGAUGUCUCUGGCGGAGGGAUUCAAGGUGGACCUGGUCACUCCCAAUCCAGCCGAAAUCCUGAACUGCACCUCCCUCCGACUCAUUAAGAAUUAA
Messenger RNA from Menidia menidia (Atlantic silverside), 2335 nucleotides. The record is from the annotation of a GenBank genome assembly. NCBI's taxonomy places the organism in Eukaryota, Metazoa, Chordata, Actinopteri, Atheriniformes, Atherinopsidae.